Molecule: messenger RNA, 1383 nt
Organism: Xyrauchen texanus (razorback sucker)
Lineage: Eukaryota; Metazoa; Chordata; Actinopteri; Cypriniformes; Catostomidae
Gene: c32h19orf25
Product: chromosome 32 C19orf25 homolog
Exons: 2
Coding region: 161-526 (121 amino acids)
Source: RefSeq, a predicted model, not a curated record
CGUGUCAGAUGGCUUCCACUGUAAACAAGGGUUUGGUUUACCCCAAAUAGAUUGAUCCUUGCUGUAAAAACAUGUGCAUAUAUUUUUUGCACAGUUUCCCAUCAAAUUCAACACGAAUGCUUUAUAAAUAGCAUAUGUCUGAUUUGUUAAACUGAAGCUGAUGCAGUCUAGAAUUACGAUGAAUUUUGGUUCCAAAAGCAAGAAGCGGAUGGUUCUACCGACCCGACCCGAACCGCCUACAGUGGAGCAGAUCAUGGAGGAUGUGAACCGAGCCUAUCCCAACGAUCCAGUCUUCACUGUUUUGCAAGAUUCUGUUGAAGAUUUGAAGGGCAGUUCCAGCUGCAGAGAAGUGGAGGCGAGAUACCUGCAGAGCAGGCGCUACAUAGAGGUGCAUGAGCAACUCCAGGAGGCACGCAGUGAUCUUGCACGGCAGAGAGACGAGCUGCAUGCAACCGGAGAGUCUUUGGAAAGAAAUGUGACUGAGGUGAAGACAUCGCACAGGGGCCCGAAGCAAGCACAAAUCUGAAUUUAUGAACCUGAGAUUUUUGUAUUCACUGGUUGAUGACUGGCCAUGUCCCUAGUGAAAGCAAAAUGGUGAUCAAUAUCAACAGAAGAAUCGUGAAUGUUCUUCAUAAUGGAUGUAUGGUGAAUAGACGUUAAUUUAUGCAGAUUUUUUUAUGUUUGGAGUACAACCCACUGAACAGACUGUACAAUCUCUCACAGAUUUGUUUACAUUGGCACAGAUUUGUUUACAUUAAAUAUGGCUUGUACCCUAACAAUGGUCCAUGGUCUGUGCAAAAAUUCUUCAUUUUAUAUGAAAGUGUAAUUUGAUCUGAAGGUCUUACAUCCCUUAAAUCAUUCAACUCAAUAAAAUGCAAUCUAGACACAGGCUUUAUGAGAAUGUUUAUUCGAGGACUCCUAACCCUUGGCCACGGCUGUUAAACUGUUAAAACAACAUUUUGAACCCAAUUCAUACUUCGACAAGACCCCCCUCCAAAUCAAAUCAAAGAUCAAAAUGUGUUUAGCAUUAAAUCAAUGUUUAUUAGAAUUAGGUUUAUGUUGAAAUGUUUAGAAGAAUGGUAAUGUUAUAGUUUAUAGCAAGUCAUAUUGCUUUAUCCAGACCAACACUGUUAAGGAACAUCAUUACACUAACCACUGUAACUGGUCAAUUUCAAUAUUUUAUUAUUAGACCAGUGUCUUCUCUCUGAAAAACAGUUGAUAUUAGCGAGCACAUCCAAAAUGUAUUUCCCUGUAUCAGAAUGUUCAAGGAAACAAUAGAGAAUGCAUGUUUUCUGAGUAAAAGUGACAAAUUCAGUUUCAGCUGCUAUAUUACAGUUAAAAUGAAAUUCAUGUAAAUACUGCACCUCACCAAAUAAAUCACCA